Molecule: messenger RNA, 521 nt
Organism: Dacryopinax primogenitus
Lineage: Eukaryota; Fungi; Basidiomycota; Dacrymycetes; Dacrymycetales; Dacrymycetaceae
Exons: 2
Coding region: 4-384 (126 amino acids)
Source: RefSeq, a predicted model, not a curated record
GCCAUGCCAGGGUCUCCAACCUCUCCAACCUCUCCGACGUCACCAACAUCUCCGGUAUCUCCCAAUAUCGUCCGGAUAAAUGACGAUAUCUGCAAGCAGCUUGAAAGAGCGUCCAGUGAGCUCCGAGAGGCUUACCACGCAUCCGGAUACGGAGGUGCAAACGAGUGGGCAAGGGGCUGGACAGAGCUCGUGGACACGAUCCUGCGCAUAGAGCAGUUCGGUCUCCUGACCGAUACCUCACGAUCCAAAGCCUUGAACGCAUGCAGGAAAUGCCUCGCACUCCGAAUAGCAGUCGAUGAUAUCUAUAUCCACGCCGAUCGUCUUCGAACUGUUCUCGAUCCUUCAACGCGAUAUACCGAUUAUCCCGAGGCCUUCUUUCAGUAACAACUUUACAGUGCAUAAGCACUUUCAUGUGGGUAACAUGAAAGUGCCACGAGGCUUCUUUCCGGCCAUUAGAUCACAUUCCACCCACGCCUUCGUUAUUCGUUCUUCGACGAUAUCUUCAUUUCGAUACCAAACCG